AUGCGCAACCUCGACAACUUAGCGACAGAAGAGGAAAUAAAAAAGUCAAUGAAACUGAAAAUUGGCGAAGAUGCCGAGCAAGUGAAUAUAAGGGGCUUGCGCAAGUCCUUUAGAGGCAAACAGAUGGCCAUUUUAAGUAUGCCGCGUACUAUAGCAGCCAAACUACUAAAAGAAGGCUUUAUAGAAGUUGGCUGGGACAUGUGUCCGAUUCGCGAGAGGCAUGCCCAAAAAAGAUGCUACAAGUGUCUAUGCUUCGGGCACAAAGCAGAAAAUUGCACUAGUGCCAAAGACCGCACAAACUGGUGCCUUAGAUGCGGACAGACUGAGCACAAAGCAGCCACAUGCAACAAUAAGCCAGUUUGCUUUAACUGCGUAGACGCAAAACGCACAGAUGUGAGCCACUACACUGGUAGUCGUCGUUGCCCGCUGGCAACCACAGGUGAGCAAGACGCCAGCAAGAAAUGGAUUACUUCCGAAAUCGCAAGCUACGAUAUAGCACAAGGAGUGGCGAUCGAAUUCACGAAGUACGAGGUGGAGUUCCACAAGGCUCGGUACUUGGCCCGAUACUGUGGAAUGCUAUGUAUGACGGCAUUUUACGAAUAA
Messenger RNA from Drosophila willistoni, 603 nucleotides. RefSeq lists its product as uncharacterized. Gene Ontology annotation, molecular function: nucleic acid binding; zinc ion binding. The coding region runs from base 1 to 603 and encodes 200 amino acids. The record is from RefSeq and is a predicted model, not a curated record. Lineage: Eukaryota; Metazoa; Arthropoda; Insecta; Diptera; Drosophilidae. The transcript has a single exon.